This is a messenger RNA of Menidia menidia (Atlantic silverside), 2028 nucleotides long. The record is from the annotation of a GenBank genome assembly. NCBI's taxonomy places the organism in Eukaryota, Metazoa, Chordata, Actinopteri, Atheriniformes, Atherinopsidae.
UUGUUCCCGCUUCCGUAUCUUACGACAACAAGGUUCUGCACAUGGGAUACUCUUGUUGGUGACCCACAGAUAUUAGUUUUUAGACUUUUCGGGCUAACAUCUGUCGUGUGUUGCUGUAAGGUUGUUAUGGGGAAGAAGAAAGCCAGCGGGGGAGGAGGAGGACUGGGCAGAGCUCUGAUAAAGGAGAGACUCCAGGCUAGCCGAGGAAACAAGAGGAACGACUCGUGGCUCCACACCAGUGAGCUGAAUGACGGCUACGAUUGGGGGCGGCUGAACCUGCAGUCAGUGACAGAGCAGAGUUCUAUGGACGACUUUCUGGCAACUGCUGAACUGGCAGGAACAGAGUUUGUCGCAGAGAAACUCAACAUCAAGUUUGUGCCAGCGGAAGCCAGAGCAGGCUUAUUAACGGCUGAGGAGAGAACCAAGUUGAAGAAGCUUCAUGAAGACAACAAGCAUUUCCUGAGAAUACCCCGACGUCCCCAGUGGGAUGAGAGCACCAGUCCAGAUGCUCUUCAGCAAGCAGAAAAGGACAGCUUCUUGCAUUGGAGACGAGAGCUUGCACAAUUGGAAGAAGAACAAAAGUUAUUUCUUACUCCAUUCGAGAGGAACCUUGAAUUCUGGAGACAACUGUGGAGGGUGAUCGAAAGGAGCGAUGUUGUGGUUCAGAUUGUCGAUGGCAGAAAUCCCUUGUUGUUCCGAUGUGUUGACCUGGAGGCCUAUGUGAAAGAAGUCUCUCCAAACAAGGUGAACAUGAUUCUGGUGAAUAAGGCAGACCUGCUGACCAGGGAGCAGAGAAAAAUCUGGGCCAAAUACUUUGAGAAAGAAGGGCUGAGGGCCGUUUUCUGGUCGGCCCUGGCAGAAAGCGAAAGGCUGGAUGCAGAGGAGAAGGGCAUGGAAGUGGAUGACCCAGAAUGCGAUCCGUCUUCCUCUGAUCCAGAAGACGGAUCGCCACGUCUUGAAGACUUAAGGCAAAAAGGGGUCGAUGGAGGGGACAAGGAAGAAGCAGAGAGUGAUUUGGAGGAGGAGGAGGAGGAGGAGGAGGAAGAGGACGAGGAGAGUUAUCGGACAGUUGAUGAGGAGGACUGGCACACUUGUUCAGAAGACGAGGAGGAAGCAGAAGGAGGAAGUGCCGGCACCUCCAGCAGAUCCUUCCACAACUCCAGCCGACUGCUGCACAAAGACGAGCUGCUAGAGGUGUUCAAGGCCGUCCACGAUGGAGCCAGGUGUAAAGAGGAACACCUGACCGUGGGACUGGUCGGCUAUCCCAACGUGGGGAAGAGCUCCACUAUCAACACUAUUAUGAGGAACAAGAAGGUGUCCGUUUCAGCCACGCCUGGACACACAAAGCACUUUCAGACGCUGUAUGUGGAGCCAGGCCUGUGUCUCUGCGACUGUCCGGGCCUGGUCAUGCCCUCCUUUGUUUCCACCAAAGCUGAGAUGAUUUGCUCAGGAAUUCUUCCCAUCGACCAGAUGAGGGACCACGUGCCGGCAACAAUCCCUCGAAAUGUAUUAGAAGGCACAUACGGCAUCAACAUCAUCAGACCACGAGAAGAUGAGGACCCUGAAAGGCCCCCCACAUCUGAGGAGUUUCUAAUGGCAUAUGGAUACAUGAGAGGUUUUAUGACAUCACACGGCCAGCCCGAUCAGUCCAGAUCAGCCCGGUACAUUCUGAAGGACUACGUCAAUGGGAAGCUUCUCUACUGCCACCCUCCCCCACACAUCAACGCUGAAGACUUCCAGCCACAGCACAGCCAGUUCCUGAAAACGGAGCCAGACAACAGUCAGUGCACAGGAGCAAACAAACAACAGAAAAUCAGACGAAUUGAAAAUGUUGUGGACAAGAACUUCUUCCAUCAGGAGAACGUACGGGCGCUCACCAAAGGAGUUCAGUCAGUCAUGGGCUACAAACCGGGCAAUGGACCCGUCGCUUCCCAGGCAGACACGCUGCCAGGCAAGCCCUGGAAAAAGCACAGCAACAAGAACAAGAAAGAGAAAUUACGCCGGAUUACCAAACAUCUGGAUGCAUGA